Messenger RNA from Danio rerio (zebrafish), 1726 nucleotides. It is a transcript of the gene hhat, whose product is annotated as hedgehog acyltransferase. The record is from RefSeq and is marked validated. NCBI's taxonomy places the organism in Eukaryota, Metazoa, Chordata, Actinopteri, Cypriniformes, Danionidae. Gene Ontology annotation, cellular component: endoplasmic reticulum membrane.
GUUUCACGGCUGCUUUUAGCGGGCGCGAGAGUUUUUUGUUUGUUUAUUAUGUUUAGUCUUCAUGACACCAAAAUGGGAGCUGGUAUCUCUACCUCGAUGGGAGAUGGUGGCUUACUGGAUUCUUUCAUUCUCCUCUCAUUUCUAUUCAUUCUACCAGCUGCACAGUUUUUCUAAAGAGCAUGAGGUCAGUUUGGACAAAGAAGUGCAGCUGGAGAGAGGAUUCCUUUUAUGGGGAUUUAAGAAGGACCCUACUGAUUUUGAGUGGAGUUUUUGGAAUGAGUGGGCGUGGCGAUCUCUUCUCUGGUCUCUGAUUGGCCAUGCUGUGGUGUCCAGGCUGGCAUAUUAUUAUCUGCCUCAGUAUCGACUGGCAGUCUUUGCGAUGUAUGGUUUGAUCUCAGCUGGUUGGAUUCUCGGGGUGAGGGGUGUGAUUGUUUUGAUGCUGCAUCUGAGCAUCUCAUUGGUGGUUGCUCAGCUACGUAGCCCCGUCCUCUCGUGGUUUUGCUCCCUCUUGCUGCUCUCCACUCUUAAUGUCAGUGCCCUUCAAGAUUUACAGCGUGGCUGGUACACUUCUGAGGAUCAGUACUACCUCUUGCUCUUCAGCACUGCUGUUUGUAGCUUGCAUUGCAUUAGUUUUUGUCUGGAGAUGUGCUGGCAUCCCCUGCAGGCUGGAAGACCAAAGCACUGCUCCUCUCUUCAAAAUUGUGCACUGAAGACUCUAAUUUAUCAGUUCCUCAAACUUACUGCUUUCUGCUUCUAUCAUCCUCUAUUCUACAACGGACCCAUCAUGACCUACAAAGACUUCAGUGAACAGAUUGAGAGGCCACUGUGUAAAGUGUCUGCGCUGCAUGUGUUCAGUGGAAUACUACGCUUGUGUGUCUGGUGGUGCUUGGCUGAAUUCAUGAUCCACUUCAUGUACAUGCAUGCCAUCCAGAGCAAUGAAACUUACCUGGAGAUGCUGCCGCCUUGGGCAAUGGGUGGACUGGCUCUAGCGCUGGUGCAGUUUUUUUACGUCAAAUAUCUGGUCCUGUUUGGAGCUGUAUCUCUGCUCGUCAGGUUGGAUGGGCUGGAGCCACCCACUUUACCUCGAUGUGUCAGCAUCAUGUACAGCUUCACUGGGAUGUGGAGACACUUUGACGUGGGGCUUUACAAAUGGCUCAUCAGGUACAUAUAUGUGCCUCUGGGUGGUUCACGUCAUGGUGCUUUCCGGAAGCUUCUCUCCACUGCGCUGGCGUUUGGGUUUGUGUGUUUCUGGCAUGGUUGCCAUGACUACCUGCUGUACUGGGCACUGCUAAACUGGGUAGGGGUGUUAGUGGAGAACGCAUUUGCACUCCUCUUCUCGUCUCCCCCUCUUCGUCAUGCUAUUGUCUACUGUCUGACACCUCGGAUGCAGAGACGGGGCUUGGCUCUAAUAUCUGCCUUCUCCACUGCAUUUCUUAUUUUGUCCAAUCUCUUCUUUCUGGGUGGGACCCAUGUAGGUAGAAUCUUCUGGAAGAAAUUAUUUGUCCAAGACUGGUCUUCUGUGGCCGUUCCAAUGGUUGCUUUUCUCUAUUGCUUCGCUCAAGUUGGUAUUGAAUGGGACAUGAGAUGACAACACCACUCAGUGGAAUCAUGGCAAGGCAAAACAUUCCUCACAGAAAACAUUAUGGUAUUAUUUCAACCAAUUGCAACCAGCAUUCCACUCCAGUCAUAUUGUGUGUUUGUGUAUAAUACAGUAUACUCUGCUGCA